AACGAUAGAUUUCACCAAAUAGUAGAGAACGUCAACUAAGGAUAUAGUCAAGAUGAACUACGAUCCUAUACAUGAUACAUUUGUGGGAAACAUCGAUAAAGCCCAGCAAUCCUCACAGAACCUACCCCCACUUCCUCUUGGUACUGCUGGUAUUCCUGCUCAUGCUCCACCUGCUGGAAUUUCCAAUACAAGUUCAAAUCUUCAAAGCUCUCCUUUACCACCUACAAACGGUCACCUCUUCUCGGGGCAAUCGGAAUUCUCCGACAAACCACAUCAAGCAAUGGCUCAUCUAAUGUCGAGUGAGAUAGAUGCUGAUCAUGACAUUGGUGAAGAUGCAAAUAUGAUGGAUGAAGAUAAUGAAGACGCGGACGGGGAUAACUCAAUGUUAGAGGACGGUGAUAAAAAGACAAAGGGCAGACGACCUGUUAGUGCUUCUAUACCUAAGGGCGUAAGAUAUCUAAAGAAAUCGGAUGGAGAACCAUUUUGGAGGAGAGACAUUCAAUAUGACUUUUUAGAUGCUUUAUUUGAGAACGAUCAACGAGUCUUUACAAAUCCUUUCCCAUAUUGCAGUGUUCCCGAUUUCCAUAACGGCAAGCAUUACACAUUUGCUGAGAUUUAUAUUCGAACAUUAGCUGAGUCUUCCAAGUGCUCCAAGAUUUUAAAAGAAAGACUAUUGAGAGACUUGGACAUGGGUAAGUCGGUUGCCAAGGUCUGUUUGUUGGUCAACACAGGACGAAUGAAUACUACCAUUAACUUUGUACCUGAAAUGAGAUCAACCUUAAGAACAUAUCAUUCAAUCCCUUCCUUACAAGCAGAUUCGACUACGGGGGCUUCAAAGCCUUUACAAGACACGCCAAGAUUGAAGUCCAUUUUAAAGGCUGUUAGUGAUGUCAAAGAAGACUUCAAAUCAAUUGAAGAUCUUUUGCAUAAACCUCCUCAAUCUAAGCCCAACACAAACUUGGUAUUGUUGCUAUUUUUAUUGAGCAACAACAUCAACGGUAUCAAAUUUCAUCAUGAACACACUCCUGAAUGCCAACAUGUUUCCAAUAGUUUCAUGGAAUUUUUUUUGGAGACGAAGAUACACCCGCUUAACAGAGCUAAAAGGUUCUUAUGGUUGAUGUACACAUACUUGGAGACCAACUUUACACCAGAAGAAUUGGCCAAUAACCCUUUCAACCCUCAUGAAAUGCCUCCUAUCGAAUAUGUUCCAGAAGACCAAAUCGAUAACUUUGACAAGGAUACGGACUAUGAAAUAGAGUAUUCUGAGAGAAUGUUCAGAACCCGGUUGAAGUAUUUGGCAGAUGAGGAGCAUAACAGUAACCCUAAAAGAGGAAACCGAGCAAAAAGACCAAAUGAUGAUGAAGACGACGACGAUGAUGAUGAAGCCAAAAAGAAGGCCAGUGAAAAGUCGGAAAGAAAAAAGAAGAAACUUCCUAAGUCGUUAAGCAUUCUGUCCCCAAUCACAAAAGCCACGGUAGGAAACCAAGAGUUUGAAAAGAGGGUUCAUGAUGGUCAUAUUCCAAGGAAGUUAAGCAACAGCCAUUUAACGUUCCCUAUCCCUUUCAUGGAUAAAGUAGAAGAACAAAAUAGAACAACAUUUGAUUCAAAACCAAUGAUUCCAGACGAAAUGUUACUGAAAUCCAAUAUCCGUGCCUUAGUACUAAAACAUGAUACUUCAUUGAAAAAGAAAACUGCUGAUGAUGAAAGUAAGAGAGGUAUUCAAGCACUUAAAGAAUGGGUAUACAAAUUUUUCCAAUACAAAAAGUCCAUCAAGAAUGGCUUGGUUGAUAUGGAAUGGGAGGAUUUAAGAUAUGAGAUUGUCCAUGGAAUUGAAACUGUAUUGUACAAAGAUCAAGGAAAAGAAUUUUCAAAGGAGUUUGAGAAACCUGAAUCCAAGUCAGAGGAUAAUGCCUCUGAAGAAUUUUCUCCUUUCUAUGAUUUUGAGAUGAUAAAUGAAAGAUCCCAGUACAUUGCGGACUUAUUAUCUAUAUGUAAGACGUGGAUAAAAGAUUGCUACCAAAAAAAGUCGACAUCAUCACAUAUUUCUUUUGAUUUAGAUAAAGAAGAAAUGCAACUUUCAUGAAUUCGUUCUAUAUAAUAAUAUCAAAAAUAUUUCUGAAUAAUAUACAAAUGGUGUCAACAACACCGUUAUCGGCUAAUAGUUUUGAAAAUGUGGGAGUUAUAUCGCUGAUCUUUCUAUCUUUUUCGAGUUUGACUGCGAUGGAUAAUCCACAUUUUGCAGUUAUCUUAUCCUGAACAACGAUAUCUAUGCUAAUGCAAAGCUUAUGCUCAGCAUAAGUAGAUGUUCUCGGUACUAAGAGCAUAAUUUCACUGACUCUCUUGAGCUGAGAACUGAACUGACCAUUUCGGUUUUGUUCUAUACUGUUUAAGAAAUCUCGCAAGCUUACUGUGGGUAUCACAUAGGCUUUAAAUUUGGUUACAAUUUGAGCAACAAUUUCCACUCUCUCUUUGGAUACU
Molecule: messenger RNA, 2478 nt
Organism: Yamadazyma tenuis ATCC 10573
Lineage: Eukaryota; Fungi; Ascomycota; Pichiomycetes; Serinales; Debaryomycetaceae
Cellular component (GO): Ino80 complex
Source: RefSeq, a predicted model, not a curated record